GUGUAUUAAGUAGCCGUUAUAAAAUCAAGUCAAAAGGAGUCAUGUGACACCCUCACAACCUGCCGGAGGGAGCGAAGAAAAAUAUGGCGCUCAGGGUCGUUUGGUUCAUUUCCACCGUUUUUAGUUUUGUUCAUUUGACACCUUUAAUUUCACUCGAAGAGGAAUAUCAGUUCAAACAGUGGAUGUCACAGCACAACAAGGUUUAUGAUGCUGAGCAGUAUUACCACCGGUUCCAGACCUUCACUGAGAACAAGAGAAUAAUUGAUCGUCAUAAUGCUGGGAAUCACUCCUUCACAAUGGGCCUGAAUCAGUUCUCGGACAUGACAUUUGAAGAAUUCAGGAAAUCCUUCCUUUUGACAGAGCCACAGAAUUGCUCAGUUACUAAAGGGCGACAUGUCUGCAGGAACGGUCCUUUACCCAAGUUUGUGGACUGGAGGACGAAAGGCAACUUUGUGACUCCGGUGAAGGAUCAGGGUCGCUGUGGAAGCUGCUGGACUUUCUCCACCACUGGUUGUUUGGAGUCAGUGAACGCUAUCGCAACUGGGAAGCUAAUACCUCUGUCUGAGCAGCAGCUGAUAGACUGUUCCAGACACUUCAACAAUUAUGGAUGCCUGGGGGGGCUCCCCAGCCAGGCGUUUGAGUACAUCAAAUACAACAAAGGUCUUAUGACAGAGGAGGACUAUCCUUACAAAGGCUUUGAUGACACCUGCCAUUUUGAGCCUGCGCUUGCAGCUGCUUUUGUCCUGGAUGUUGUCAACAUAACAAGUAAUGACGAAAAGGCCAUGGUUGAUGCCGUGGCCCGGCUCAAUCCUGUGACCUUCAGCUUUGAUGUCACAGAUGAAUUCAUGCAUUACAGAGAAGGUGUUUACUACAGCACCCGGUGUAAGAACACAGCAGACAAGGUGAAUCAUGCGGUCCUCGCUGUGGGUUAUGGCAUUGACGACAGCGGCACACCAUAUUGGAUUGCGAAGAACUCUUGGGGCGCAUUGUGGGGAAAGGACGGGUAUUUUUUGAUUGAGCGAGGAAAAAACAUGUGUGGACUGGCUACAUGCUCUUCCUACCCUCUACCUUCAGUCUGAGGAGCAACAUGGCAGACAAGGGGAGGACUGAUGAAACAACCUUAAUUGAGUCUGUGUGAUGGGAAGUUGGUGUUUGUGAUGUUUAUGUGUUUUCGUGACUCCAGAAGACGUUUUAUGUGGCCUAUCUGAGUGCUUGACAUAAACUCAGGAGGUCAACAGUAUGUGCAGUAUAAUGCCGCUGCAAGGAGGAAAAAAUGCAUCAUUUGAGAACAUAAACUAAAUGCCAUGAACAUGCAUAACUAUUUUACAUAAGAUAGAGUUCAGAAACUUAUUGUAUACUCACUUUUUAGGGAACGUUUGCUUAUCAUCAGUGCUGUCACGCUUGCUAUAAGUUCAGGCGACCCAGUAACCACAUUCUUGUACAUUUAGCUAUGGUGCAGCUCCACCAGAUCAUGUGCAUGCACAAGUACAUCUUAAGAGCAUGUUAUGUGUGGGGGUUUUAAAAGAAGUAUGCAUGCCAGAGGGUCUGGGCUAAAUGGCAGCUACAGUCUGUGUCGAUUCCUGCAGGAUACUUUUCCAUUCAGUUUAUUUUAUAAUGGUAAAUCAGAUUUUCCCAUAGCACUUACAUAAUUGUAAGAAAUUGCAUUGGAUCUGGACAUGUGCCAGCACCCAUACUGGGUUUGUAUGUAUUUUGUACAAUGUUUCUUACAAAUAUUAAAUCAAUAUUUUUCAGGCUCUCAA
Molecule: messenger RNA, 1760 nt
Organism: Lates calcarifer (barramundi perch)
Lineage: Eukaryota; Metazoa; Chordata; Actinopteri; Centropomidae
Product: pro-cathepsin H
Exons: 12
Coding region: 84-1079 (331 amino acids)
Biological process (GO): immune response
Cellular component (GO): lysosome
Molecular function (GO): cysteine-type endopeptidase activity
Source: RefSeq, a predicted model, not a curated record